AGGGUGUGCUGUCCAACAUCUCCUCCAUUACUGACCUCGGGGGGUUUGAUCCAGUCUGGCUGUUCCUUGUAGUAGGAGGGGUGAUGUUCAUCCUUGGCUUUGCUGGGUGUAUUGGUGCACUCCGGGAAAAUACCUUCCUUUUGAAAUUUUUUUCUGUAUUCUUGGGAAUUAUUUUCUUCUUGGAGCUCACGGCGGGUGUCCUGGCAUUUGUCUUCAAAGACUGGAUUAAGGACCAGCUGUAUAUCUUUAUCAACAGCAACAUUAAAGCUUACAGAGAUGAUAUUGACCUGCAGAACCUCAUUGACUUCACACAAGAAUAUUGGCAGUGUUGUGGUGCUUUUGGAGCUGACGACUGGAAUCUAAAUAUUUACUUUAACUGCACAGAUGCCAACGCUAGUCGUGAGCGAUGUGGAGUGCCAUUCUCCUGUUGCACUAAAGAUCCUGCUGAAGAUGUCAUCAACACUCAGUGUGGCUAUGAUGUCCGACAAAAGCCAGAAUUAGACCAGCAAGCCACCAUUUCACACCAAGGGUUGCGUUCCUCAGUUUGAGAAAUGGCUGCAAGACAACCUAACCAUUGUGGCUGGGGUAUUUAUUGGCAUUGCCCUUCUACAGAUAUUUGGCAUAUGUCUGGCUCAAAAUCUGGUGAGUGACAUUGAAGCUGUCCGGGCCAGUUGGUAG
This is a messenger RNA of Staurois parvus, 678 nucleotides long. The record is from the annotation of a GenBank genome assembly. NCBI's taxonomy places the organism in Eukaryota, Metazoa, Chordata, Amphibia, Anura, Ranidae.